UAACCCCCUCCCACACUGUUUCCAGCCAAAGAGUUCCAGAUUUUAAAUGCGUGCGUAGCAGGAGUGGUCACUUAGUUCCCUUAUAUUGUUUGACCUGUUAGUAUACUGUUAGAGGAUUGUUCAUUUGUGUAUGGGUGAAAGAAAUGUCCUCAGAAGUUCUCACACAGAAGGCCCUGCAACAACACGACAAGAUCCACCCCAAGCUCAUAGCAAAAAUGGACAAGAAGAUUCUUUCUAUGAAAGUUGAAGGAAUUGGUCGUCUGCUCAGCAGAAGUGAGUCUAACAAGUCCUUGCCCAAUAUCAAAGAACGAUCUCGUCUGCUCAGCAGAAGUGACUCGAAUAACUCUGUGCCGACAGGCAGCGUUAAAGGAAGAAGUCGUCUUCAUAGCAGAAGCGACUCCAACAAGUCGUUUCCUUACGGAUACUCCGAUGCCGGCACGUCGUCUAGGCAUUCCAUGGGGACGCCUCGGCCGAGUGCGGGGCUAUCCGUUUUUCGGCUGGUCGCCGCGGCGCGCGCUUGGAAGCGCAUGUCUCAAAAGAAGCUGGCCAUUCCCGAAGUGCCCCAAGUAUUGUUGGAAAACACAUACCGGCUCGGGCCGGAGCCGCAGGAGAAAUUCCACGCCCACAAAGUUGAGCUUAUGAUGGACGACGUGUUAACUCGCUAUCUGAGACACUUCAAAUACACGCCAGACUCCUCCAAGCAGAUGUGCUUGGCCAUUUCCUCCGAGGUGAAAUCCAGGGUCAAGGGCAUGGGGUUUCCGCGCUACAAAUUCGUCUGCAUCGUGUUUCUUUUUCAGAACAAAGGCCAAGGUUCAGAGGUCAGUAGCAGGUGCUUAUGGUGUCCCGGCACAGAUUCAUACGCGUCUUGCACAUUUCAAAACAAACAGUUCAUCUGUGUGGUCAACGUCCACGCUGUCUAUUUUGAAUGAAACGAAAGAAACACGCAAUGUGAUACAAGGUCCAAACAUCAAGGACUUUGAUUUGGGUGGCAGGGUUAAGGGUUACAACAUACGUUGUAGAAAAAGUUGUAAGAAAAAGAACAAUCUUUACAGACCAACGGAAAUUUUAUGGA
Molecule: messenger RNA, 1072 nt
Organism: Biomphalaria glabrata
Lineage: Eukaryota; Metazoa; Mollusca; Gastropoda; Planorbidae
Exons: 3
Coding region: 144-929 (261 amino acids)
Biological process (GO): microtubule-based movement
Cellular component (GO): cytoplasmic dynein complex; cytoplasm
Molecular function (GO): dynein intermediate chain binding
Source: RefSeq, a predicted model, not a curated record